GCAGUGAACGGGUUUCAACCAGCGGUGAUGACGUAGCGUCAUGCAGGCCAGGACGCCAUAUAUUGACGGUUCAAGGCAUUAUAAAUUAAGCAAACACCCUGCCUCUCUCUGCAACCGAAUGCAUAUGGAAGGGGAAGUCAUGGAGCAUGAAUGCAAAAACUAUUCGGAGACAUUCUUCGAGGCCGAGGAGUUACCCAGCAGGAUAAUUGGUGAAGCCAGUACUGAACAGUACAACUCUUCGAGCUCCUUCCCGUCUUCCACACCCUCUAAAUAUGCUGAGAUGGAGAGAAUCAGGAGGGAUAAGCUGAAGGAAAGGCUUUAUGCUCUUCGACGUGUAGUCCCGAACAUUACAAAGUUGGACAAGGCAUCUAUCAUCAAGGACGCAAUUGACUACAUUGAAGAGCUUCAGGAGCAAGAGAGGAGGUUGCUAUCGGAGAUAUCAGACCUCGAGUUGUCAAAUGCGUUUCAUAAAAUUAUUAACGAUAUCGAGCAGGAUGAUGUGUACGGUACGCAGAGAAAGAGAAAGAGAACUUCAUGGAGUCCGGCCCUUUCUUCUCUGGGGUCGCCAUUCAUGCCCUCCAUCGAAGUUCUGGAACUGAGGGUGUCUGCAGUGGACAAUAGAACUCUGGUUAUAAACUUCACUUGCAAAAAGACGAGGAGGGAUACCCUAACUAAGAUGUGUGAAGUAUUUGAGUCUCUUAACCUCAACAUCAUUGCAGCCAAUAUCACCUCUAACCCUGGAAGCCUCUCACACACGCUAUUCGUUGAGAGUGAUGAAAUGGAUAGUGCUGGGCUGAAGGGCAAGAUUGAAGCAGCCAUUGUAGAGCUUGGUGUUCAAGCAAGUCCAUGAGUUUCUAUUGAAGUUGAUCUUUUAUGCCUUGUUUGGUUUGCCAUUAAAAUUUUUCCUCAUCGGACUAUUUUUUUUAAGAAGUAUUUGUGUAAAUCUGAUGUUUGAAAAGUAUCUUUGGUAUGUCCAAUUAGUCAUAGAAAAGUGAUACAUUUG
Elaeis guineensis (African oil palm) is the source of this 1003-nucleotide messenger RNA. Its product is annotated as transcription factor bHLH35-like. Lineage: Eukaryota; Viridiplantae; Streptophyta; Magnoliopsida; Arecales; Arecaceae. Gene Ontology annotation, biological process: regulation of DNA-templated transcription. Gene Ontology annotation, molecular function: sequence-specific DNA binding; DNA-binding transcription factor activity; protein dimerization activity. The record is from RefSeq and is a predicted model, not a curated record. Gene Ontology annotation, cellular component: nucleus.